AUUGGAAUGUUUCAUCUCGCAUUUUACUGUAAAAUGUCACCUUGAUAUUGGCUAUACAAAACUGUAUUGAGAACGGGAUUGGUCAAGGACCAAAGAAAUACCCUAACGUACAAGAAAGAGAGAUGAGCAUAAAGCGUCUAAAACAAAACACUAAGUUUGAAAUUUGAACGAGGUGGGGUUAGCCGGCGUUUGAAAUGCGGUAGUUCUUGAGAAGUUAGUGAAUUUUAGAUGAAAAGUUUCGUUUAGAUGAAAUUUAUUACUAUGAAUCGUAAAUAAACCAUUGUGUCUCGUAACGAUUGUGUUUUAUUCGGAGAAAAAUACCCGGCUCAGCAAAGGUGGCAAAUAUCUUCGCUUUAUAAUCUGUAAAGAAGAAAAGUCUUGUUUUUAAGUUCAAAACCGUUAGCACUAGACAAUGGGGACAAAACAAAUGGUAUGGGGAAGUGGGCGGAAGACAGUGCCGGAAAUGGAGCAGACGAUGAUGAUAACCAAAGAGGUAAAGAAGAUGAAGGACAGUCUAGUCUGGGGUUGUGUAAAUGCAGCUGUCUUCGCCAUUAUUGCAUACGAUAUUGUGUAUACGUGCCCACUUUAUACAACCACUGCCCACAUGAUAGAACAUGCUGUUGCCAUCAUUUUGCUGCUCAAUACCUUAUUCCAUUUUAGUCGCUAUUUUUGGACAUCUAUGACAUUACAGCCUGUGGUCUUGUCACCUAAGCAAAAGUCUCUGCUCGGCAUCAAAGAGUCAGAUUACUACAUCAGGACUGCCACAUCUACACCUGUAAAGCCCAAGUCACCACAGUUGGAGCCUCCAAUGUGUGUCACUCCUCUCAACAUGUCCACCAACAGUUGGCUCUCCUCCUCCAUCCUCUCUCAUUGCGACCCUAACGAGAGUAUAACUUCAGGAAACUUUAACAGCUCUGCCCCAUCAUGGCUGUACCAGUCAAAGAGCUCGCCACCCACCUCGUACCAGUCUCCGAUCCUGGCUACUUCAGAGGUUAUCCAGGAUGAGUCCGCCCUUCAACAGUAUCUCCGGGAAUUUGAAAGCCUAGAAAAGAGUUCUGUUGUCGAGAACAGUAUGGAACAACCAUCCAACAUGCUAAGUGGAUUCUGGAGUCACCCAGCAUCUCGGACCACAACGGACAUCUCGCCCCUACUGCGCCGCUGCACCUACCAGAUGUCCUUAUCCCCAGCCCAAGCACAGAGUGGAGUGGGAUCAGGAGAUGAGACAGGGUCACCAUCCCCCUUCCAGUAUGCUGAUGUCUGGCGCAAAAACAAAAUAAAUCCAGCUUUGCUGACAGAAUGGACUGCUAAUUUGCGAAUGUGGAUCUCCCAAACCAUCUUGGAGAGGUUGGUGUCCGAGAUACGCAACGUGGAUGAGGCUCUGCAUAACCAGGGACUGGUGGAUAUUAGCGUAGGGGUGGUUGGGUUGGAGCGUCUCAACAAGACUGCGCAGAUACCCCAGGUGGCUUUGAACAUACCCAGUCUCGCUCGGCUUGUCCCUUUCCUAGACCUCACUCAGAACCAAGAGUACCUUGUCUCUCGAAUCAAAGAGUUGGCGAGGGGUGGAUGUAUGAGUGAGUACCGAUGGAAUGGUGGGGGAAUGUGGGGGGGCAAGGAGUGGGCCCCACCACUACCCACCGACGCUGCCCUGGUUCUACACUUGCUGGCAACUUACCUGGACUGCCAACUGCCACAGACUUCACUACCUGACAGCCGCCCCUUCUCCUCCCAUCACCUAGUGCGUAUGCCUAACAAGCCCAUGCCUGGCCAGCUGUGCAUCGUGGAGACGUCCACCUCCCCACCCAACUACAUACUGCAGACCAAGACUGAGACAUUUCACACUCCUAAGGGUCGAAAUAACCUUUUCUUCACUAUUCUUCUGUUCCUACAUACGGUCAAGACUAAGGACCAUGGGAUCCUGGGCCGUAUCAACCUUGGACGUUCUGGUAUCAAUAUGCUGUGGACAAUUGACAGCGACAGCUGAAACUUGUAAAAUUAUUUCUUAUGUGUAUUUUUUUAUAUUAAUGAGAAAUUGAAACUGAAGACAGAGCCACUCUCACAUACCAAGUACAAAAUACAGGAUGAUUCUAUACAUUGUAUCAUCUGUUAUUUUACCCUUAAAAUAAUGUGUUCAUUGUGUAAAAUAUCACAGUAUUAUCAUUUAAGUAACUGUUAAAAUGGUUAAAAUUCAAUGAAUUUAAUUAGGAGAUGAAGGUAGAAAUCUUUCUCUAAUAUAUUCCUGAUUAAUUAAAGCUUUGUUCCUAUUUUAAAGCAAUUUAGAACCUACCGUUAAUUUUAACAUAAUUUUAUUAUUCAAGAAAUUGAAAAUCAGGUAGUAUUUUGGUCUCAUUAAUUGGUAAAACAAUUGUCUAAACUUUUUAAAUACUGUUAACAUUGUAUAUGUAUAAGAGAUAACAUUUUAUGAAAAGUACAAGAAGUGAAAAUUGUGUAUUCCUAAUUAUGGGAAAAUGACGUAAUAAAAUUAUUUUAUAUCAAGUUAGAAGUAAGUAAUGUUUAUAUUUUUAUACUCUUUGGUCUGUUUUAUGCAUUUGAUGUAAUCUAAUAUUUAGAUUGACACAAUGUAAUGAAUUAUUGUAAGUUAAAUGAAUAUAAGCAUAAAUUAAGGUCAGUUGUAAUAAAUAUAAUGUGAUUGAUAUCUUGACCGUGAAUCAGAAUAAUAAAGUAUUCCUUUAUUAAAAGAGA
Messenger RNA from Homalodisca vitripennis (glassy-winged sharpshooter), 2700 nucleotides. RefSeq names its product transmembrane protein 209. The coding region runs from base 413 to 1981 and encodes 522 amino acids. Lineage: Eukaryota; Metazoa; Arthropoda; Insecta; Hemiptera; Cicadellidae. The record is from RefSeq and is a predicted model, not a curated record. Gene Ontology annotation, cellular component: membrane. The transcript is spliced from 11 exons.